AUGUACCAGCUUGAGAAGAUCUGGGUCCUGCUGUGCCUGGCCCUUGUCGGUGUCCUUGGCUUCGGCCAGUUCCACAUGAAGCACUAUCAGCUGCAGCGCAACUACAAUACGCAGGAGGAUUCCGGCGAGAAUGACAAUAGUGUGCUGCGAACCUUUCGUCGCUGCAUGUGGGAGCAGUCGAAGUUUCUGCCCCGCCGCCUCGUCCUUUUGAGCCUGUGCUCGAAUCUCUUCUGCGAGAACAAUCACAUAAUGCCCCGCUCCAGGUCUAUUUUCGUAGUGGAAAAAAUGUCUAGGCCGAAUGACUGCCUGGACAUCCUGCCCGAGCAAUGCGAGCAGGGCGAUGAGGAGGAGCUGAUGUACAAGCCCUUCCCCGAUUGCUGUCCGGUUUAUUGCAACCUGAAGCGUCGGAUGCAGCGCCUGCGCACCAUGCACUUCCGGCACCGCCUGCUGCGCAACAAACAGGACGGCUCAGCGGGAUCCGCUGGCGGUGGAUCCGCUGGUGGCGACGGUCCCAAUAACUCGCUCCUCAGCGAGUUUGUCUACAACAACUACUAGGGUGACAGGAUGGUUUUGCUCGGCAGGAUGGCCAACUAGGACGACGCGACGAGGACAAUCCAGCAAAUCAAAUUAUUCUGCGAUUUGUGAACCAACCGGUCAACUUGUAAAACUGCACAAAAAAGGGAGUCGCGUCACCGCAACACUGAGCGGAAAUGGAUCCAAAAUCGAGUUAUUUGGAUUGUGUUAAUCUCAAUAUGUAGGCUAUAACUUAGAUUGUAACAUAUAUAAGAUGUUAUUCAUCAAACUGAGCACAAAAAAGAAACACAAUCAAAAGUUUUUAA
This is a messenger RNA of Drosophila mauritiana, 839 nucleotides long. RefSeq lists its product as uncharacterized. The record is from RefSeq and is a predicted model, not a curated record. The transcript has 3 exons. Bases 1 to 555 code for a protein of 184 amino acids. Lineage: Eukaryota; Metazoa; Arthropoda; Insecta; Diptera; Drosophilidae.